CGUCACAUUCCAGUAUGUGCAGCUGAGUCGCAGUUUGGUCAGAAGAGGUCAAAUAUCCCCCAAACCCACCCAAAGGCUGCCAGUUCAACAAGAGAUCAGGCGCUGCUGACGGAUCAUCUCCACGAAAAUGGGCAACUGUCAACCCACAGUUUUUCCCUAUGAAGAUUUUGAUGUUGUUGCUGACAUCAAGGCCAUUCGCAAAGCCUGCAAGGGGUUAGGAACUGAUGAGCAGGCUAUUAUUGACAUCCUGGCAAACCGGAGUUCAUCUCAGCGUCAGGAAAUUAAACAAGCCUAUUUUGAAAAAUAUGAUGACGAAUUGGUGGAUGUGUUGAAGAAAGAGCUGUCAGGGAACUUUGAGAAGGCGGUCCUUGCCAUGCUGGAUCCGCCGGUUAUCUAUGCUGUGAAGGAGCUCAGGAAGGCAAUGAAAGGUCCGGGCACUGAUGAGGACGUCUUGGUGGAGCUCCUCUGCACCGCUACAAAUGCUGACAUUGCCAUGUUCAAGGAAUGCUACUUUCAGGUGCACGAGCGUGAUCUUGAAGCCGAUAUCGAGGGAGAUACGAGCGGGGAUGUUAGAAACCUUCUCACAGCUCUUUUGCAGGGCAACAGAGAUGAGAGUUAUGAGGUGGAUGAGAAUUUGGCUGAACAAGAUGCUAUUGCCCUGUUUGAGGCUGGUGAAAGCCGUUUUGGGACAGACGAAUCCACUUUCACCUACAUCCUGGCCACCAGAAAUUACCUGCAGCUCCAGGCCACCUUCAAGAUAUAUGAGCAGCUCUCUGGAACUGAAAUCCUCGAUGCCAUUGAGAACGAGACUGGAGGGACACUGAAAAAAUGCUACACUGCUCUCGUAAGAGUUGCCAAGAAUCCCCAGCUUUACUUUGCGAGACGUGUGAACAAAGCGAUGAAAGGAGCAGGCACUGAUGAGGACACCCUGAUUCGCAUUAUUGUGUGUCGCUCCGAGUAUGAUUUGGAGACCAUCAAAGAGAUGUACCUGGAGAAGUAUGAUGUGUCCCUUAAGGACGCCCUGAGGGACGAGUGCAGCGGUGACUUUAAGCGCCUCCUUCUCGCUAUCUGCCACUGAAAACCAGAGAGCCAGGCAGGAAGGACGAGGGUUGUCUGGUUAACAAACUAACUGGUGGGGCGAUUAAAUAAUUAACUUGGCUCGUGUCUUGUCCAAACUGACUUACUGUUAAUGUGGUUGGCUCUCUAUUUUACCUCCUUUACAGACGCUGACCUUGAUUCUCUUACUUAGAACUUAUCAGUGAGUGAAGCUGUGUCUCACAAUUACUGCCCAUUUCUUAGUCAAUUUUUAAUCUUUAAUUAACCAGCAUUUAUAUAGUGGCCAGUAUAAAGCACCAAGAUUUCUACAACAAAAACAGGAGCCAGCUGUAGUCACACUGAAUCAAUUAGAGCGAGCGUGGCGUGAUCAGGUGGCUUAAGACUUGAUAAGAUAAUGACGUUAAAAACAUAAGACCCGUAUUUGCUUCGCUACCUGAUUCUCUUUGCAUUCACUAAUCUAUUAAGACUUUCAUGUAAGUAUUAUACUUCUUUAGAUUAAAGACCUUUUUCACCCUCCGUGCCCCAAACUGUGCCUGUUAUAACUAAUGCAAUCAGUCAGCAUGGCUUUGUGCUUUUAAAUGAAGAAAUGUGAAAUUUCGAGUUGAAGGAGAAUUAGCUGGCAUCAUGAAGGCUAUGCAAUGCAAUGGACUUGAAUCUGAACUGUUCUCACAGCAGCGGUUAUAUAUUUUAUCAGUUUCUCAUUUAAAUAAAUUAUAUAUUGAUAUAUAUUUAGUUGCAAAAAAAAAAGGAAUUGACAAAUCCAAAUACACCUCUCCUUGUUAUACAUGUAUUUUUUUUUUAAUAUAUUUUAUGACUAACAAAGAAGAGUGUUUAAUGCUGAGCAUUAUUUAGCAUACUGCUUAGAAUAGACCAGAGGGUGUGUGAAAAGAAAUCUGAUCGUGAUGUUCAGGUUGAUUUUUAACAUGUGGAGAAUCUGAUGUCUGUGUCAUUUAUGUGUCCGUUACUGGCAGCUGAGAUUUAUUCUUAUGAGUGACCACUAUUAUAAACAUUUUGCAAAAAGAUACUCAAAUAACUUACAGCACAUGAGAUAGUCACAGCAUCAGCCUGCUUAUUAGCUUCUAUAUAGCCAAAGAAUUUUAGUCUUACUGCUAAUAAAGUUUCCUCUAAUGUCA
Messenger RNA from Neolamprologus brichardi, 2189 nucleotides. It is a transcript of the gene anxa13, whose product is annotated as annexin A13. The record is from RefSeq and is a predicted model, not a curated record. Gene Ontology annotation, cellular component: vesicle membrane; plasma membrane; nucleus. Gene Ontology annotation, molecular function: calcium ion binding; phosphatidylserine binding; calcium-dependent phospholipid binding. Lineage: Eukaryota; Metazoa; Chordata; Actinopteri; Cichliformes; Cichlidae.